CCAGACAAGUUUAAGAGGAAAAAAAAAAAAAAAGGCUUAUUUUAGUAGGAUGCGCGUCAAAGUAUUUGGCUGCAAUACUGAAGCCAAGAUUGUGAAAAAAACCUAAAACUUGAGUUGUGCUCCAUCUUGUUUGGGUUAAUAUCCCUCACUUAGGAUCCUUAGUGUGCGCCGCAGCAGCUGAAGCUGAGAGAACACUUCAGUUGGCAAUAGGCUGUCUUGCAUGUUGCUUGUUGCUGUUAUACCCAUUAUACUGUUUCUCUAGAUGCCAGUUUCAAAAAUACCUGUUCUAAUUUCACUUCUGAUCUCACUCCAGUGGAAAGGGAGUCUUUAACGGGCAACAUUUCUUUGAUAUGCAGAGAUUAGUAACUUAUGACCUGUAGGAUGUCAAAUAAGAUCAGAUAGAUUGCUUCCUGCUAAGCUUCUUGCUGAGUCUUGAAGACUUACUAUGCAUUAAGCAGUUUCCAGAGGUUAGUUGAAGCUUCAGCGAUUCUGGCGAGCUUGUGCUUAUUCCCCUGCAUGGCUCUGUGCCUGCAAAGGUCGGGGAGGAUGUACAGGUGACAGACUUUGUACCAGGACACUGCUUGGUGCAGAGGUCUCUCAGUACGUGGUAUCCAAAUACAGGUUCAGAGGCAGGAGGUGGUGUGAGGAGCAGGCGGUCCUCAUGGUGAGAGGAUCACGUCGGUCUGAGAAGGCAGCAUGCACAUGUAUUGCUCAAGAAAUACGGCUGGGACUGUUUUCCAUUUCAGUGUUACUUUUGGAUGGGUUCUAGAGAUUUCCAAUGUAAUUGUCUGUUAGAUAAAAAGUACAAAUGUGCAUCUUUCUAUCCAGGUUGUGUUCUCUAAAUGUUCUAAAAGAUCGCAGUACUGCAGUCACAUUAGGACAUUUAAAAUUGGUAAGGGUAUAGCAGUUGCAAUGACACUUUCAGGAGAUAGUUCUUCAUUCUUCAGCAUUUGUAAAAUCAAGCAGACGGUUUUUAUGGCAUUGCUCUGUUUCUCCGUGGCUCCUGCUUUUAUGUGGGUAUUGUACGUCUUCCAUCUACACCUUCUUUUAGUCAGGCUCAGUAAUAUAAUUACUGUAAUGCAGUGGUUUGUUAAUGCCAAUUCGGGAUAAAUCUCAAAUGUCUCAGACAUUACUCUGAAAAACUGGAAAUGCCAGGCAGUAUAAAGUACAUUUCAAAGUGCAGUGCAGGAUUUAUAUCUUUCCAGAUACUUCAAUAGAAAAUAAUAGCAACUGCUUAUCUUCUGCCCAGAUCCAUUUAAAAUUUUCCUUAUGACUACUUAACCUUUUACUACACAGUACUUUUGAGGAGUGCAUAUAUAUUGAUGUAACUAAGCUUGAUUACAAGAGGUAACCAGAGUUAUUUGUAAUUGCUAGGGCCCAUCUAAUAAGUAAGUGGAAAAUAGUGAAAGAAAACUGUGAUAAACAAUAUAAACCAGAACAUUUUCUGUUUCCUUUGGUAUGGAAAUGCAUUUUAGGUUUCUCUUUCCUGCAAACAAUGUCAGGGUGAUUUUAUUGCAGGCCAUCUGCUUACUAAUGCAUAUCUGCCUAAAUAUACAGUCAUUGUCUUGAAAUAAGUAGAGCCUGAUUUCCUCAGUGAUUUCAGUGGGACUGAACGUAUUCCCUUGCUAUACUACAGCUUGCUAUUUCCAAAUAGUUUAUUUUAUUUUCACUGAAAGCCUAUGAGUCAAAUUAAUUUUGUGAAGUAAUUGAAUUAGAUGUAAAUUUUGUCCUGUUAUUUAAAAGGCUAGUAAAGAUUUUGUUGCAUCUGUUUCCUCAGAAUAUAUGUUUAAUGGAAGCUGGUUUUACCUAGGAAGAACAAUUCUGUGGCAAGUUGACCGAUUUGCAUUGUACCCUGGGGAACGAAAUAAAAGAGACCGUCCGGGUUGAAGUUUUGAGAGGGUAAAUUUUAUUUCAAAAUGCAGUCAGACUUCAAAUUAAUCCCUCCCAUGUAUUUCAAAGACCUAGGAAAUCAAUGGGUUCUACUAAUAAAUUGUUUUUUUGUCUUUCCUUUUAAUGCAAGUUUCUGCAUUCAAAGACUAUUCAAUUCAAAGUCUAAUUAAUUCUCUCUCUAGCUGUUUCUAUCAUACAAUGCUUCAAAAGGAUGAAAGAGAUUAUUCUUCCCCCCGUAUUUAGUUUCUACUUCACAGGUCUUACUGUAUUAGCUUAGUAUAGUUUGUGUGAUGUUGAUUGUUGUGCAUUUAUUUCCUUUUCAAUAUACUCCAUCCAGUCUACAGACUGGAUUUGGUGUUAGACUCCACCAGCUGGGCCGUGCCCCACCUGUGCUGGUGUCGGCUCAGCUGGGGCUGGGGGGUUACAUUUGAACACUGAGGGCUCUGUGCAGCCUGUCUUCCUUGAUGUUCUCACAUCCAAGAGCUUAUUCCAGUCCAUCAGCAAAUAACACCUGGGGAGGUGGAAAGGUGAGUGUGUGCUGCACCCCGAUACCAGUAUAGCAUGAACUGCCUGUCAGUGGCCCUGCAGGACUCCUGUGAGCUGCUGCUGUCAUGCAGACGCUAGUACAAGUAUUGCCUGGGAGGUCGGUGUGCCUAUGGCAGCCCAGCCUGAUGGUUCACCUACUAGGUGGCUCUCUGUGGGCCAGGUUGUAGCACUCACAGCCAGUGACUACCUACUAGAGGUCAUGGUGAGAUUUUUGAGGGGUGGAGCACAGAUUAGGGCACACCUGUGGGUUUUUCCUCUAUUUCUUGUUUCUGCUCUUGGUGAGAAGGAGGUUUGACUAAAUGAACGUGGGAUCUUGCGUGGAUCUGCAAUCUUCCACCACAGUGACCUGUGCUGAGAGGUGCUCUCCAUGCUCCUGGCCUGUCUCCAGUCAGUGGCUCUGGGAGCAGGCUGGUCAGGUAAGAUCCUUCAGUGAGAGCUCAGGUUCCAUCAGGGAAAUAUCUGUUUGCCUUUAGGGGUCCACAUCCCAGAAUGCAUGUGGGAUCAACUCAAAAGAUGAGGAUUUCAGUCUUUCUGAUGAGGUUGGGGGGACACUCAGUCAAGCAUCCAUGUGUAUUCUGCUUCAGUAUGCAGGGCUUAGGCUUAUUAAACUUUUAAAUUGGUUGCAAAGUCUGUUGUCUUCUCCUCUUAGUUACAAUUGUAGAAUAAGUUGUGGGCUAGAGUUAGUGUGUUCCAGGGUGGGGUUUUUUUUGGUUGGCUUUUUUUUCCUUUUUACACUAGGAUUUCUGAUUUUCUUGAUUUGGCAGCAGCACGUAGAACAGGCCUUUUGUUGUGGUGAAGGAGUCAGUCAGUACAAUAGAAUACAACCAUUUGUUACCUCCUCCUGCUUCCCCUCUUGGUGCUGCAGCAACCAAGUGGGGUUUUGCACAGAAGCCGUUGAAGGUGUUUGCAUUCUGUUUCACCAAGUAAUGUGUGGCAGGAAAGAUAAUAGAGUCCGUGAUCUUUAAUAUUAUUUUUUUGUUAGCCUUCUCUUUCGCUUUGUCAUCUUGAAGGUAGUCUUGCAUGUGUGAUCUCUCUAAGAUGUGCACAGAGGACAAGCGGAGUGCUUUGACUUGACUGGCACAGCUUGCCACAAGUGACUGGAGUUACCCUGUGUCCUCAGGUUGUUGUGUGGCAGCACUGGGAGGUCCAUGGCAGAAGUGAAAGUGACAGCCCUCUAGGUGCUGUGUCAGACCGUCAGAAGAUCUGCUGAUACAGUGUGACCCAUAGAUAGUCACUUACAUGUUGGUACCAUUGUGCCUUGUCACAACCUAAAAUGUGCCAAAUCAGGUGGUGGAAGGAGUGAGUGCUAUAACUCACUACAAUGCAUGUUACAGUCAUUCUCUUACAGUAUCGUGGCAUAUAUCUUGUAGUAAACAAAUAGGCUUUCAUUUAACUGAAGAAGUACAUAGAGCUUAUGCAUAGUCUGUUACUGUGUACAGUGUCCCAUUUCACUGUCCUAAACAACUCUUAUUUCCAUCUGGUGCAACACUCGUACUUGCACAGUUAUAAAGGUGUGUAGAGUUUUCUUUUAUAUUGCCUUGGCCAGGGCUGCUGCAUAUGUUAAUGUUCCAUGUGCAGAAAAACUAUGUCAUGUCUUAGGCGAGGAUAUCUACAAGGUUAAGAAUGAUGUUGAUCAUAUCAGUUUUUCAUCAAACAAGAAUUGUUAAACUGAAUGCUAUGCUAACUAACAGCAGUAAUUCUGGAAUGUACUGAAAUGGGUGGCAUAUGGGCCUGGGCAGAGAGACCAAGUUGUUUCUGGAGGCUCUCCACCGUCAAUGCACUGGUCAUAUUUCCUCCUACCUGAGUUGGGAACGUACAGGUCUGUGUUCAGCCUGUAACUGUGUAUGUCUUGCAGCCCAGAAAGCCAACCGCAUCCUGGGCUGCAUGAAAAGAAGCGUGGCCAGCAGGUCGAGGGAGGUGAUUCUGCCCCUCUACUCUGCUCUGGGGAGACCCCACCUGGAGUACUGUGUGCAGCUCUGGAGCCCCCAACAUAAGAAGGACAGGGACCUGUUGGAGCGAGUCCAGAGGAGGGCCACAAAAAUGAUCAUGGGUCUGAAGCACCCCUCCUAUGGAAACAGGCUGAGAGAGUUGGGGUUGUUCAGCCUGGAGAAGAGAAGGCUCCAGGGAGACAUUACAGCAGCCUUCCAGUACCUAAAGGGGCCUACAGGAAGGAUGGGGAGGGACUCUUUAUCAGGGAGUCUAGUGAUAGGAUGAGGGAUAACAGAUUUAAACUGAAAGAGGGUAGAUUUAGAUUAGAUAUUAGGAAGAAAUUCUUUACUAUGAGGGUGGUGAGACACGUGAACAGGUUGCCCAGAGAAGCUGUGGAUGCCCCAUCCCUGGAGGUGUUCAAGGCCAGGCUGGAUGGGGCUUGGAGCAGUGUGGUCUAGUGGGAGGUGUCCCUGCCCACGGUGGGGUCUUGGAACGCGAUGAUCAUUAAGGUCCCUUCCAACCCAAACCCAAACCAUUCUAUGAUUCUGUGAUUCCAUAUUGCGGGUUUUGAAUCUUUUUUUUUAACAGAUCAUAUGAAGCUCUGGGGUUUGUAUUUUAUAUAGUCACUCUGUUUCCUGGCAUUCACGGAAAUAAUACUGAGAGUGCUUCUUACUCAAAUCCAAAAAAUGUGCUCAGGGCAAACCUUGAACAAACACCAAUUUCCUUUGGCCACAACAGCCAUGCACCGAACCAUUACUUGAGCAAAAGUACAAAACGUGGAGCUUCGAGGUGCUGGAGCGAGUGCAGAGGAGGGCACCGAAGCUGGUGAAGGGCCUGAAGAAUAAAUCUUAUGAGGAGCGAUUGAAGGAGCUGGGACUGUUUAGUUUGAGGAAGAGGAGGCUGAGGGGAGACCUCAUCCCUCUCUACAACUACUUGAAAGGACAUUGUAGAGAGGUUGGUGCUGGUCUCUUCUCACAGGUAAUUAGCGAUAGAACAAGAGGGAAUGGGUUCAAACUGCAGCAGGGUAGGUUUAGACUGGACAUUAGGAAAAAAUUCUUCACAGAAAGAGUGGUCAGACACUGGAAUAGGCUGCCCAGGGAGGUGGUGGAGUCACCAUCUCUGAAUGUGUUUAAGACUCGUUUAGAUGUGGUGUUAGGGGAUAUGGUGUAAGGGAGAACUUUGUAGAGUGGCGUUGAUGGUUGGACUCGAUGAUCCCAAGGGUCUUUUCCAACCUAAAUGAUUCUAUGAUUCUAUUGCUUUCCCUGUGUCAGUGAACGUGGUGUGUGGCUGCACAGGAGAACCUUUUGUGUCGUGUUGGGUCUGUGGUACAGGUCUUGUUGACUGUUUUGCUGGGCUCUCACCUUUUGUAAAAGAUAGGUCUUCUAAACAUAGGAAUAUACUAGGUUAUUGGUAUUUUCUUGCAAUAACUGAACUUCCAAAGCUGUGGUUAAAAAAAGGGUCAGUAUUUUUCUUACGGAUGACUUAAAAAAAAUCCCUGCUACUUUAAAUUCUGUUCAGUUCCACAGUUGGCUCAUGGUGCGUAUAAUGUAUGAAGCAGGAGACAAGCUGUUCUUCAAGGGUAGUCAAACAAAAAUCCAGCUAAUCCCCUACCCUAGGGAAAUACCUCCAAAAUCCUGCUCUCCUCAGGUUAGACAGCAGAGGGGCUGAAAAGUGAACUCUAGUGAAUGUGUUGAAAUAUACAAUGGCAUCGUCAUAAAAAAACCCUGUUACUUUGAGGAUUUGAGAAGAGCAUCCAAUGUGACUUCUUUCACGUUCACUGGAAUAGGAGCUGCAGCAGUUUAAGCACACAAAGCUGAAUGGCUUUUUGCCUCUCCAAAAGACAGGCUUAAUAAAAGAGACCAAUUUGCAAAACGCAGUGCGUGGAGCCCUGGUCUAGCUGCUUCUGGGUUUCCACAUGCUCCAUUCAAAGCUUCUUAAAACCAGGUCACUUUUAUGUACUUGCCAAGAUGGGAUUUUAGGAACCAAAAUCUGUAUAUCCAGUGAUCUGGUUUUUUGUUUGAUCCCUCUUCCUUUCAUUCUAAAUUUCCUUAGAGCGGGGAUGUAGGGUUUAAACCAAGCCUGCAGCUGAAGCCUGAGGGUAUUUAUCACUUCCUAGAAUAGGACCAGAAUGUCAGUACCAGGAAAGAUUUGAAAAACAAGGUUAAACAAGAAGCAGUGUUGGGCAGGCACAGGUCUUAAAGGAUUGAAACAUCUAUUCGCUCUGUCUUGUGUUCCUUUCUGUAGUGGUUUUUUAUUUUCUUUGUUUAUUUUGUUUUUUAAAGAAGUAAUUUGGGCAGAUAUAUUCUCCUGAGGUUAUUCAGGUCACCAGCCAGCCAGACUGGAGAAAAAAAAUAUUAAAUCAUUGUCCUUCAUUGUAUUUGGAUGACUCCUGUUUUCCUUGUUUCUUCCUUCUGUCUUAGAAUUAUUUUCUUUUACAGUCAGUGCCCUUUUGUAUGAUAUCAGGGUGGAUUCUACUGGUUUAGAUUACAGGAAGGAACAUAUGCCAUAAAUAGAUGGUAUAUAUUCUGCUAACACCAGGAAUACUGAAAUAGCUCAUCUUAAAAGGCAGGGGAAACCUAGCCAGUUGGCCUAGUGCCAGGAGAUUGCAGGGCUGACAGUUAGUGGGAAGCCUGAAAGAGAGAUUAAUGGUAGGCUGUGCUCUACAAAAAGAGCACGUUGAGCCCCAGGAGAAAUUUGGCGAGGGCAAAUUCUGGAAGAGCCAUGUGCUGAUGCCUUAAUGCAGUUUUGCCUUUCUCUUGACACCCCUGUCCCUGCGAGGUCCUGGCAUUCCCAGGUGGUGUGUUUGUCUCUGUGGUACUGAAUGCUGACAUAGACCGGGCUGGCUGCCUUUCUCUGUCUUUACCAAAUGUAUUCAGGAGGGGCUCGUAUAGGUCUGUUUGAAGGAAAUCCUUCAUAUGUAGUUAGCCCUUUCUGUACAGCCAGUUAACUGAAAAGGCCCUGAUAAUUUUUGCAAAAGAUGGUCUUUAGCUGGGCAACUUCUAAUGCGGAAUAGGCUGGUAUUCAUAAGAUGCAGCUAUUCAGAGCAUCCUGGGGGGUUUUUGUGUUUGUUUUUUCCCCACAAUUAGUAGUAGUUUUGUGUUUGUCUGCAAGAGCAGAAUUGUCCAUACAUGCCUCUUUGGAGCGCUCAGGCUAUAGCCAUAAACUACAGCUGUUCUUUGGUAAGGUGACGAUGAUGUCACUGUCCAUCCAAAGAUACUUAAUUAAAUAAGUUUGUAGCUUGUACAUGGCAUCUCUGACAUUGCUUACAGAGUUUUCCAGGCCUUUCACAUGGACAGCCUGAGCAGCUGUGGUUUUCCUCCAGAUCAAACAGCAGAAUGGCAACAGAGUUUGGCCCCUCUAAUAUCUGAAUCGCUGCGGUGGUGUACAGGUGGCUUCCAAAAGCUGUGCUCCGCCAUAGUGCUGUCCACCGUUAAAAUUGUGAAACACAGUUGAGUUUCAUGUAACAAGUUUUUUGUUACCUAAAAUACUCUUAAAAUUGAGAUGUGAAACAAGUUAAAACAGAAAACAACUAUGGGCCAGAAUUCAGGCAAACCUGCAAGAAAUCCUCCUUUCCCCAAACAGAGAAGGAGAACAAAUAGAGAAUGUAAGCUAUGGGUCUGGGUGGGUGUUUGGUUUGCUUGGGGAGGGGGUGUCCUUCCACACAGAUUUUUCUCCCUGGUACCAAAUAAUAAACAUUUGGUGCUAAGGGAGGCUGGUUUAAUGGAGAAUACUGAAGGCUUUGUUCAGUUGCCACUUAUCUCUCCCCUACUAACAAUUUCAGGAUUUGGCCAAUAGUUGUUGCACGUAUGCAGUAUUUGUCAGGGUUUUGACUCUAUUUAGAUCCAGAGAAUAACAUAUGAUUAUUUAUUAUUACUUUAUACUUUUUCUGUUAACGAUGAAAACGGCCCUUCAAAAAAGAGUAAAACAAAAAGAGUAACAAGAGUCCAAAGGAGCUCAUGGAACAAGUGCAUUUUCCCUCCAUUCCAGUUGUAAACUGUGAACCCUAAGUUGGCAGCAGGCACAGUAAGAAGCAUCCCUGGCUCAGGGAAGUGACAGGGAUAAGUGACAGAGCCUCCUGUACCCUGAGGGUGAGGCGAAGCCAGGCUCUCUGCCUCCCCCCAGCCCGCAGCAUGGAGAGGUGAAACUUGGGAAAUCACUCACAUGCGUCGGAGGGGCAAGGAGCAGCUUCCCGGAGGCUGAGUCUGUUGCCUCAUUCCCUGUGUAAAAGCAGGCAAGUGCUUCUGUGCCACUCCAAUUCCCAUUUAAUGAAAUCGUCCCCAGCUGCCUUCUCUUUGCCCUUAGCUGGUGCCUUUGGCCUCUCCUCUUGUUCACGCAGGAGAUUGGGGUUUAGAGGGCAGCUCCACCUGGCAGUGUCACAUGGCCUGUUCCAGUGUGACACCUUAGGUGACUGUCUACCUUCCCUAAGCUCCAGGCAUGGAGUUACCAGUCUAAUUCUCUCCCCCUCAAUCUGGUGAAUGUGUACACGACGGCAGUGAGGUGUCUCCCACGUUCGACAGUCGGGCGGUGCUGCAGGCUGAAAGCAGGGGAGGUGAGCACUGCCACCGCCUGCACUGUCUCAAAGCUUUCCUGCCCAGCUCACCACCCUGAGGCGCAGCUGCUUGAUUAGCAAUUGCUGAUCAACUCCUAUUUUUCAAGGUCAAAGAAGAAAGGUAAAGAAGAAAAAAACGGUGUACUGCUUUAAAGGUAAGGGAUUGCUUGUGUAUUUAGAAUAAGGACUUCCUUGUGCUGCCAAACAAACAGAGUUAAAUGGUGAAAUGGUAUGUGGUGUGCUGUCAUUUAGUGAAGCGUAUGGCUGUUAUGUAAAGGUUUUAAUGACUUUCUUCAUCUGUCCGCUUAGGAACACCAUGCGUCUGGCAAAAUUUUGAGAAGGCUCAAGGCGUUAAAGAAAGCUCAUCUAAAUAAAGGAGGGUUAACGUGACAUUGCAGUUGCUUAAUCCUGUAUUGUCCUCCCAUGUGACUGCAGGGAUACUGAGGCGCAGCUUUUCUUUUGCCUGGUGCACAGAUUAUGCUUUUCCUGUCAUCUUACAGGAUCAGUUGCUUUGUUAAACCUGCCAUGAGGAGAAAACGGGAGCAACAAACUUUUUACAGCAAGGCUUCAAGGCACAGUGACAUUUCCAAGGCACAGUGACAAGCUCACAGGCUGAAGAAUGAAUCAAAGGCAAACCCUAUGUUCAUCUCUUGGGCUGAUACCAGAAUGAAGGAGAACUACGCUCUUAAGAUGAAGAUCCUGACAUACUAAAUCUGUUAGUGAGAGAUGGAUGUAAAGAGCUUCCAGUUUUAUCUCUGAUUUUGAACAGAACUCCAAUAUGUAGAUAUGCCAGAUCUGUUUUUGAAGUAAUUUCCAAACUAAUCCUUGGACUUUCAGUAAGCUGCUUUUUUUUUCCUAAGUUUGUCAUAGUGUCCAUUAUGUGCCAGAUUGCAUAUUUAUACAGAAUUAUUUCAUUUAAACUCCUUAUCGGGACAUCCUGUUAAAUGGGGAAGUGAUUACCCUAUAGACUAUGACAACAGCAUAUGCGAAUGGAGGAAGUCUUGGAAAACACCGCUAUUCCAGAUGGCAUCGUGAGGACAGUGGAGAAGACGAUGGGCACCUGGAGAGCUAUGGGGGAGAUGAAGAGGGCAAGCAGCACAGGCUGACCCCAUUUGAGAAACUAAUGCAGGAUAUGUCCCAGAAUGAAAAAGUGGUGAAAGAAUUAACCCUGGGAAAGAGAAUUGGCUUCUAUCGAGUCAGAGGAGAAAUAGGAAGUGGGAAUUUCUCACAAGUGAAGCUUGGAAUUCAUUCCCUAACCAAAGAGAAAGUUGCUAUUAAGAUUUUGGACAAGACAAAGCUAGACCGGAAGACUCAACGUUUGCUAUCUCGUGAGAUAUCCAGCAUGGAAAAACUGCACCAUCCAAAUAUCAUCAGGCUGUAUGAAGUGGUGGAGACACUCUCAAAACUGCACCUGGUGAUGGAGUAUGCAGGAGGUGGGGAGCUCUUCACUAAAAUCAGCACAGAAGGGAAGCUGCUAGAAACAGAGUGUAAAAUAACCUUCUCACAGAUUGUGUCUGCAGUGAAGCACAUGCACGAGCACAAUAUAAUUCACCGGGACUUGAAAGCAGAAAAUGUCUUCUACACCAGUAACACCUGUGUCAAGGUGGGAGACUUUGGAUUCAGCACAAUAAGUAAAAGAGAUGAAACUUUAAAUACUUUCUGUGGCUCUCCUCCUUAUGCUGCCCCCGAACUCUUCCGAGAUGAAAACUAUAUUGGCAUUUAUGUAGACAUCUGGGCACUGGGAAUCCUUUUAUACUUUAUGACGACGGGUAUCAUGCCAUUUCGGGCAGAUACAGUGGCCAAACUAAAAAAGUGCAUUCUUGAAGGGACCUACAAUUUGCCUCCCUGCCUCUCAGAAGCUUGCCAGAAACUGAUAAAAGGAAUCCUUCAGCCAGUACCAACCGAACGAUACUCUGUCAAGCUUAUUAUGAACAGUGAAUGGAUGCAAGGAAUACAGUACCCCAAACCUUUACAGCCGUUUAAACUGGAUCCGAAGUAUUUAUCAGACACCAGUACACUCAAAGAGGAAGAAAUCGAAGUGAAAAAUAUUCUGGAAGAUCUGGGAAUCACAGAAGAACACAUUCAAAAUAACCAGGGAAGAGAUGCGCGCAGCUCAGUAACAGGGGUCUACAGAAUUACUUUGCACAAAGUACAGAAGAAAAGGGCACUUGAAUGUGUUCCUAUCAUGUCCCAUCCAGACCCCAAAGAACAAGACUUGAGGAGAGGAAUCAGUUCCUACAGCGGGAUGAAGCACACAUCCAAGCUGUGUUCUAUUUUAUAAGUUGCACUGCAGGCUUUAUGCUCAGCAUAUUUAACAAAGGGUUUUAUUCACUUUUCACAAGUUCUAGUGUUACAUUUUUUGUAAUUUCUGAAUAAACUAAAAACGCCUCAUCUCCUUUGCAUUUCUUGUGUCUCAGUGAAGUGUUCAAAUACAGAGCUGUCAUGCAUUUGUUUGUCCCUUGCUCCAGAGACAUGAUAUAGCCAGUGCCAAGAACCCCAGGUAAAUGAAACAGGUAAGGGAUCAUUAGCGGAGGUGAUCUUUUAGUAAAGACCAAAUAGUAUUGCAUGUGACAUGCCUGGGAGAUUCUCAGUACAGGCACAUAAGAGCAAACUUCUUGGAAAGUCGCAC
Messenger RNA from Chroicocephalus ridibundus (black-headed gull), 11543 nucleotides. It is a transcript of the gene NIM1K, whose product is annotated as NIM1 serine/threonine protein kinase. The record is from RefSeq and is a predicted model, not a curated record. Gene Ontology annotation, cellular component: cytoplasm. Bases 9885 to 11195 code for a protein of 436 amino acids. The transcript has 4 exons. Lineage: Eukaryota; Metazoa; Chordata; Aves; Charadriiformes; Laridae. Gene Ontology annotation, biological process: intracellular signal transduction; microtubule cytoskeleton organization; protein phosphorylation. Gene Ontology annotation, molecular function: tau-protein kinase activity; ATP binding; protein serine/threonine kinase activity.